CGUACCUUACAAUCAAAGAGGUUCUCUAAACCUCUUUGCACACUACGAGAAUACCGACAUGGGGGAACCAUGUACUCCACUGUUAUGAAUCCAUUUCCAUGUUUUAAAACGUCCCUACACUGCCAUCGCCUGUCGAUGGACAGUGGGAACAGAAACAUUAUGGCUGCCAGUCUCUCCCUGACUCAGCUUUCAAGUGGAAACCCUGUCUAUGACAAAUACUAUCGACAGGUGGAUCCGUCAGGCAGUGGGCGGGUACCAGCAGCAGAUGCUGCCCUCUUCCUAAAGACAUCAGGCCUGGCAGACCUGGUCCUGGGGAAGAUAUGGGAUCUGUCAGAUUCCGAACGAAAAGGAUGCCUUAACAAACAGCAAUUUUUUGUUGCACUGCGAUUAGUGGCGUGUGCUCAGAAUGGGCUCGAAGUGGCACUGAAGAGUCUUAAUGCAGCCGUUCCUCCCCCGAAAUUUUAUGACACUAGUAGCCCCCUUCUGCCUGGAGGAGGGGCAGCCGACGGCCCAUGGGCAGUCAAGGCGGAGGAGAAGGUGAAAUUCGAUGCCAUCUUCGAGAGCCUCUCGCCCGUGGGGGGCAUGCUGUCGGGCGAUAAGGUCAAGCCUGUCCUGCUCAACUCCAAGCUGCCCGUGGACGUCCUAGGACGGGUGUGGGAGUUAAGCGACAUAGGCAAAGAUGGCAUGCUCGACAGAGAGGAGUUUGCAGUGGCCAUGUACCUGGUCUACAGAGCUCUGGAGAAGGUGCCGGUGCCCAUGUCUUUGCCCCCUGCGCUGGUGCCCCCGUCCAAGAGGAGGAAGUCCUCUACCUCCCCCCCGGUCGUGCCCCUCCUGCCCUCGCCGCCCACCCUCAAAGAGCCGCCCGCCCCCCAGGCUGCCCCCAAGACGUUGCCACCUCCACCUCCUGCUACCACGAUAACGGCACCACAGUGGGUUGUGCCCCUGUCAGAAAAGGCCAAGUAUGACGAGCUGUUCAGCAAGACAGACAGUGACCAGGACGGCCUGGUGUCAGGGCCUGAAGUCAGGGACAUCUUCCUCCGGACGGGACUGCCCUCCGCAACGCUGGCACGCAUAUGCAAAUAUGUACAGCAAACUACUGGAGGAUAUAGGCCUAGGCCAGGCAAGACGAGGCAAAGGGAGCUGUGUGACAUCGGGGACAUCGGUAAGCUGACCAGAGAGCAGUUUGCCCUGGCGCUGCACUUCAUCAACCAGAAGCUCAGCAAGGGCGCCGAGCCUCCACAGACCCUCACGCCUGAGAUGAUCCCCCCCUCUGACCGCAACACGCAGACCCCCACGCCAGCGUGCCUGGCUGCAGACUUCUCUGCCAUCAAGGAGCUGGACUCCCUCAGCAACGAGAUAGUCGACCUUCAGAGGGAGAAGAGCGCCGUGGAGCAGGAGAUCCGCGAGGCGGAGGAGAGCAUCCGCCAGAGGACCAGCGAGGUGCAGGACCUGCAGGAUGAAGUGGCCAAGGAGAGUGCGGAGCUGUCUCGGCUGCAGGGCCAGAGGCAGGAGGUGCAGGAGGCCUUGGAGAAGCUCGACGUCCAGAAGAACUCCCUGGACGAACAGCUGGCCCUCAUACGCACGCAGUGCAGCCAGGAAAACCAGAUGAUUGUGUCUCUGCAGGCGCAGCACAGCGAGAAGGAGCGCUGCAUCGGCGAGUGCGAGACGGAGCUGGGCCGGGCACGGGCCGAGCUGCAGCGGCUGCAGGAGGAGACCCAGCAGCUGGAGAGCAAGGUGGAGGCGGCGCGCGCCCAGCUGGACCCCCUCAGCCACAGCCUGCAGCAGUCACACACACAGGUCUCACAGGCCCAGGAGAAGUUGACUGAGCUGCAUAGGCAGGAUCGAGACGUGACGGCCCAGCUCAGCUGGAUGUCCCUGGUGGAGGACGACCCCGUGCCCAUCGCCACGCCCACCCUCAACCCAACGCCUACACCCGUCCUGGCCCCGGCGCCCACGCUCAACCUCACGCCCACGCCGAGGUCAACGCCCACCCCUACCCCUGUGCCUGUCCCUCUGGUGAACGGAGCAGCCGGAGGAAAGGAUGAACACGAGGAAGAAGAAGAGGAGGAGGAGGAGGAGGAGGUGAAGAGUGAAAAAACAGGACCCGACGAACCGCAGGAACUGCGUGUGGACGAAGAGGGGGAUAAGGAAGCAGCAGCAGUGGUGGAGGAGGAGAAGAAGGAUGAGGUGAAAAAGGAGGAGGAGAAGAAAGAGGAGGUGAAGAAGCAGGAGGAUGAGGAGGUAGAGCUGGAGUGGCCCAACAGCACCAAGAGUGCAGCAGAGCCCAGCCUGGACCCUCUGGAGGACCUCUACACCAGCGCUCGCAGCACGGCCACGGCCUGGCCAGAGGACGGCAACUCUGCCUGGCCAGCAGACGGCAACAACGCCGCCUGGCCAGAGGACACCAACGCUGCAUGGCCACCGGAUAGCACUGAGCCAAGCGUUCCCUCUGCUGCGGCCGUGGCAGAGGUGAAGGAAGAGGCGACGGCAGAGCUUCCCAGGGCCAGCACCCCCAAGCAGGGGGAGUCUCCUGUCCUAGAGCAGGCAGCAGGUGCACCCUCUCAACCAGAGGCACCAUCACCAUCACCACCAGCAGCAGCAGUUGAAGCAGCCUCCCCACCCACCACAGCUCCAGCAGCAGCAUUGGCUCCAUCAGCAUCCCCAGUGCCUCCAUCAGCCACACCACCUGCUGCUCCAGCACCAGCCUCAACAGCGCCACCUGCUGCUCCCACUCAGGACGCCGUCUCCAGCCUGGACUUCUUCCAGUCAGACCCCUUCUCCGACCAUGAUCCGUUUAAGGAUGACCCAUUCAGUAAAGUGGAUGUCUCUGAUCCCUUUGGCGGGGACCCGUUCAAGGGCAGCGACCCAUUUGCCUCGGACGCCUUCUUCAAGCAGAACCCCGCUGCCCAAUUCCCGCCAGCUGACCCGUUUGGGUCCUCCGACCCCUUCAGCAGCGGAACCAGCGGGGCACCCGAGUCCGACCCGUUCGCCUCCCAGCUCAACAACACUGCUGCCACUCCCACCGCCGCAGCCUCGGAUCCAUUCAGCUCCCAGCCCAGCAGCACUACCACGGCUGCCCCCCCCAGCGGCGCCACGGAUCCCUUCAGCGCAAAGGUCAACAACGUGGCAGACUCGGACCCGUUCGCCUCCAAAAUGGCCGCCCUCGGGGAGGUGGACCCCUUCAGCUCGCAGGGCGCCUCGGACCCCUUCGCCAGUACAUUGCCCGAUACUGAUGGGGUCAAGAAGGACCCGUCGUCACCAGCCAAUGAUCCGUUCGCCCCAGGAGGCACGGUAGUGAACACUGACUCUGACCCAGAUCCCUUUGCUGCAGUUUUUGGAAAUGAGUCAUUUGGAGGAGGCUUUGCUGACUUCAGUGCUCUGGCUAAGUCGAAUGGUGCUGACCCCUUUGCUGCGGCCAAUUCCUCAACCAACAAGAACCUGUUUAAGGAGGACAGCCUUUCCAGCAGUUCAGACACGCCACCAGCCCUGCCCCCCAAAACGGGCACGCCUACGAGACCGCCCCCGCCUCCUCCAGGAAAGCGGUCCAACGUGUCUCGGUCGGAGUCGUCGGACUCGUUCCACCGGCGGGGCUUCAUGACGGCCGGUGACUUUUCAUCGCUCCCGGCCAAAGACUCGGCGCCGGACCCUUUCGCCCCCUCCUCCCCCCGCCAGCCCCCGCGCCAGCCGGAAGGAUUUGCCAGCUUCGACAAAUACCCCACCACGGAAGAGGACAUGAUCGAGUGGGCGAAGCGAGAGAGCGAGCGUGAGGAGAAGGAGCGUCUGGCGCGCCUCACCCAGCAGGAGCAGGAGGACCUGGAGCUGGCCAUCGCACUCAGCAAAUCAGAACUGUCCUGAGACAGACCCUGCUCUGCCUGUACCUGCCCUGUCACGUCAUCCCUCUUUUCUUAACUUCCCCUUGCUCACUUUCACACUUUCUACAGGAAGAGCUGGAAGACAUGCAGGGGUAUGAGGAACGUUGCCCUCAGAAAGUCAGUUUGUCCUAACUGAGACACCCAGACUCUUACCUGCCCUGCCCUGCCAUGCCAUGUCACCACCCUCUUCCCCUACCUCCCCCUGCUCUUCCUCAUUCUCUGUAACUCUAUGUUCUCCAGUCUUCUAGUUUUGAAGAGUUGGAAGACAUGCAAAGACAUCAGGGCCACGAUCCUCAGCCAGUUGAACCUGUUCUGUGACUCCAUUAGGCAGGCUCAACGUCUACCCUGCCACAUCACCACCCCUUCCCUUUCCCUUUCCCUCUCCUCCCCUGAUUGCCGUCAGACCCCUAGCCCCCUACCCCCCUACCCUGUCGACAGGAUGAGCUGGAAGACGAGACACGCAGGGGUGUGUGGAACCUCAACCUCAGUCAGAGUUCUCUUGAGACUCCAAAGAGACAGACCCUACCCUACCCUGCCACUUCACUCCUCCAGCUCCUCUCCUUUUUAUGAGAGUACUGUAUGUUGUCCAGAUUUCCAUACUCAAGUCCAAGCUUUCUACAGGAAGUGGUAGAAGGCAUGCAGGGAUACGAAGACGGCUGUCCUGAGACCAGACCAGACAGACUUUCUCUUCUCUCCCAUAUCACUGUUCUCUUCACUUCACGUCUUCCCUCCACCCCCAUUGCUCCUCAUUCUGUAACCCUGUAAUGUUCUGAGUCCUCUGGACCCUGUACUCAACCUUCCCCCUUUGUGACGUUUUCCUUACUGCGGCAGACACAGGCUUUCUACUUGUAUUGGAAGAGCUGGAUGAAACAUGCAGGGAUAAUAAUGGCCAUUGUCCUCAGCAAGUCAGAGACCUGUCCUGAGUCCAGAUCCUACCACUGCAACAUCACAGCUCCUCUGCCUUCACUCCAUGCCCCUCCUGUCUCCCCAACCAAGCCCCUCUACUGUGGCAGCCACAGGGAAGAGCAGGGAGUACAAGGGCCUUUGCCCUUAUUGCGCUGGAGGUGUCCUGAUGCAAGACACUGCCUGAUUACAUUUACUAAUGGCGUCUCCUGCAGCUCCCCUACCAACGCUCCCCUUCUCUCCUCAGCCCACCACCACUAUUGGUUUGUGGGGCGACACCUGCACACUCGGCACGCACUCCAAGGGAAACGCAGUAGUGUGUAGUGGAGCGCAAGGGCAGUGGCACAAGGCAGGGCUCCAUACAUGUACACAGAUAAACAUUCACACAUGAACAAUCAAUCACUCACCGGCUGGACACUGCCCAAAGGAGGAGAAAGGGGAAGAAAUAGGUACACACAAGCACACUUGAGAAGCACCUCUGACUUUUGGCGUAGGCUGUCGGGAUGCUGCUCUACUCUCAAGGCAACACCAUAUUCCUUAUGCAUUAAAGGCAGUUUCCAACACUGUCAACCGACAGCCGCUUUUCCCUCUUGUGGCAUUUUGUUUUUGGUACUCAUCCUUACAUCUGGGAAGGAGACUGUGCAGAUCAACAGAAAGUCAAAUUUCUGCAAAAAAUCAGUAAGCAGGCUCCUUGCAAUUCUCUUUUGAUGGUAUUUUCUUGAGUAUGCUCUCUCAGUUGAUAUAAUCAUGUUUCAACCUUGCAGUCAAAGACUAUCAAAAUAGAAUUUCAAGGAGUAUGUCAAACUUCCUCCCCCAGAAACUCCUUACAAGCUUGUUUUUUCCCCCCUAAAAUAUCCACAAUCCUCUUUCCCCAUUCGCCAAAUCCUUCUAUUCUGUUGGUGCUUUAGGGAUUUCAGAGAACGAUAGACUGACCUUAAGUGGAGAUGUUAAAAGGGACUAUUUGCUUGAAACAUCCUUUGCUUCUAUUUUAUGACAAAAGACGUCAUCUUCUUUCUCGCCAUUGGAAGAGGAUGGCGUCUCCUGCUUCAUUUCAUUUAUCAGACUUGAUAGACUAUUAAGCUGUCGAAGGCACAUCUGAAAACAAAACGAAAAAACACAUUUGCUCUGUUUGCCCAUUUCAUGAAAUAUUUCUUGCAUGUUUCACCUGCUAUUUCUUUCAUCAUGGUCAUGCCAGGUUACACCCUGUGUACCCAAAUUUACAAUUAAUCUAAAACUAUAGAAUAUUUGGACGCAUACUCGUAGCUAUUCCCCCGGUCACAACAGGCUGUGAAGAGCAGUCUUUAAAGAAUCACAAUGUCCUUUAACAGCAGAGACGCCCUUGGGUCAUCUGCAUCUGGUCAGAAUAUAUCCUGUCAGUGCAGUUAUUUAAUCAGAAAAAGAAAGUUGUGCGGUUGAAAUGACAGGACAAAGAAAUUGCCUUAUCUAUGGCUCUAGUGGAUUGUAAUGUGAAGGCAUAUAUUUAAUCAUGCCUUAGAUUAAUUGUUUAUUUGUUAUUUACAUGAUUAACUGCUGACAUCUGUGUUCACUCGAGGCAAAGGUCUAUGGGCCAUUGGAAGCACGGUAGAAAAAUGUUGACGUGAGAUGUGUGGAAAGUGUCCCCUCCUCAGAUGCACUCUAACAUAUCACAUAAAAUCUCAUCAUUUGAAUGGUUUGGGCACCUAGUCAUAUUGAAUAUCGUUGACGUGUGAGAGCAUUGUCCAUAUAGCCUCUCUUCCAGGUUUAAACCGAGGACGUUCCGGUAUUCCAAAGAUGUACUCAAGUCUGACCUGACAAAAGAGCUGCAAAAUAUAAAUUAAGCUUUGUUGCCUUUCCAUAUUUGUCAAGACCAUUUCCUUGAACUGAAUUAGUUGAAUGCUGGGGAAGGUUGCUGUGACCUUAAAAGAAUUUUGCAUAACAAUGUUCUUCCCCCAUGUGAUGUAAAUUUGCAGGUCAAGCUAAGUUUUCUCAUGUUGAGACUAAUGUAUGAUGGUAAAUUUGAAUGUAGGAGCAUCAAUGUCAUUAGUCUACUUCACUACUACUACAUUUCAGGAAGAUCAUUCACAGAAACAUGAAUCACAACCGUUUGUUAACCAACUGCCAUAAUGGAAGUCACAGAGCACGGUCAUAUUAUUCUCAGACCUUGUAGACAUUUCCUGUACCAUCACUUCUAUUCAUGUUUCUCAUGCGCUGUGUAGUUCUGCUAUGAUUUAGCAUUAUGACCUUACAUUUGACUGCCCUCCUCUGGAAGAUUUUUUUUUUUCACCAGCAGGGGGUUCCAUUGCAAAGGAAAUGACCUGGGACAAAACAAAUGGGGGUGGGACUUUUUGUUUUAAAUUUUACAGCCCCAUGAAGAGAUCUUAUGCUCAGGUUAUGUAAUGGCCAUUUGGUUGUGUGGAUUGAGGUGCUGCGAUGAGUUGGACACAGUGGCUUGCCUUCUGUACAAUAAAUGCACUUUCAGAGAAGCCUUCAGCCUUUGUAGAGAUACACAGCCUGUGUUGGAUGAUGGAAACUGAGCAGUGACAAAGUUUGUGUUUUUUAUUUUGUUUUUUAAAAUGAUCUAGUGAAGUGUAUGAAGUGAUUUCACCCAGUCACCUGGAAGGGUGCGAUAAUCUGGGGUGGGGGGUGGGGGGCUCUAGCAUUCUGACUGAACAAAAAAAAAGUGAUGUCUCGCUUUUUUCAAACUUUGUCUCAGAAAGUCUGACCAUCAACUCUAAAAUGAUAUACCACCCUUGUGAGCACAAGAAAGUAUAUCACUUUAGUGAUGACUAAUACUCAAAUAGCCUGAAAGUUGCAUUAAAUUCUUAGACGCUAUUGAGGAUGAGGCUAUGGCGUGUGUGUGUGACAUACGUUUCAUGGUUCAAAAGCACAGUAAACUCUAAAAGGCCUCUUGUUAAAUAGCCUUGUCCCCCUUCCUCCAUCUGUUAAUGAUUCUAUUAUUUUAUUGAACUCAUGAAAUUGUGUUUGCUAAGCUUACCACUCUGUAUAUAACACCAGGCUGCCUGUUAAGUACACUCCAUUGUAUCUAUACCAUGUUAAUGCUAUGACCUGUUCAAAUGUGCUGCUUUUUUCCUCUUAUCAGGCUAUUGGCAUACACGUCUGAGUUACUAAAAAAAAUCAUGUAGUAUCAAAUUCUCAUUCCUACUAUUGAAAACCACUUGUGUUUAUUUGCCACCUGUAGGCUUUUAAAACUGGUUCAGUGUAUUUUAUUUUUUUAACGUCAGAUAUGGUCCCUACUGGGAGAAUGUUUUAAAUAUGUUAAGUAUAACAUGAUGUAAUUAAAAAAAUAUUAAUAAAAUGAAGUCUUUAAAAACAAGCAAAACAAA
Engraulis encrasicolus (European anchovy) is the source of this 8098-nucleotide messenger RNA. It is a transcript of the gene eps15, whose product is annotated as epidermal growth factor receptor pathway substrate 15. Gene Ontology annotation, biological process: endocytosis; endosomal transport. The record is from RefSeq and is a predicted model, not a curated record. Gene Ontology annotation, molecular function: cadherin binding; calcium ion binding. The transcript is spliced from 27 exons. Bases 70 to 3855 code for a protein of 1261 amino acids. NCBI's taxonomy places the organism in Eukaryota, Metazoa, Chordata, Actinopteri, Clupeiformes, Engraulidae. Gene Ontology annotation, cellular component: clathrin coat of coated pit; plasma membrane; cytoplasm.